Anopheles stephensi (Asian malaria mosquito) is the source of this 1879-nucleotide messenger RNA. RefSeq names its product actin-related protein 8 (gene Arp8). The transcript has 4 exons. Bases 119 to 1822 code for a protein of 567 amino acids. NCBI's taxonomy places the organism in Eukaryota, Metazoa, Arthropoda, Insecta, Diptera, Culicidae. Gene Ontology annotation, biological process: regulation of DNA-templated transcription; double-strand break repair. The record is from RefSeq and is a predicted model, not a curated record. Gene Ontology annotation, cellular component: Ino80 complex.
UCAGCACUAUUCAGCGCUUUGUUUGUAAACAAAUUUAGCCGGCUGAAGUGUAGUGGUUGUGAAUCAGAUCGAAAGCGCGCCACAGAGAAACAGCAUCGCAAAGAAUCUCCAGAAAAGCAUGGCCAACAAUUUAAAAGACCAAGCUGAACACCACAUCCAAGCGCAAAACAUAAUCGUUAUCCAUCCCGGGUCGCAUUACCUACGCAUUGGCCGUGCGUCCGAUGUGAACCCCGUGCGAAUCCUGCACGCGAUCGCCCGACGACGCAAACCGGGUGGAGCUGUCCACCGAGACGCUGUACUUCCACCGGUAGUGGAGAAAACGAAAGAAUUACUGCAGGAGCUGGAAGAUUGCCGACUGCAGAUAACUCACACACUACAAUCGUGCGUACAAUCGAACGGGCAGCGUCGGUAUGCCACACCACCGCAACAGAUAGCCGCGUUUAACCGGCGCUCGCAGCCGGAAGUGGUACCGGACAGUGAAACCGAGUGGCACGAUACGACCGGAAGUGACGUUGUGAUUGGUGAGGAUGUGCUGCUGUUGAAUCCGGCCGGCGACUAUAAUGUGCACUUCCCCGUUCGAAGGGGCGAGCUGAACCUGCACGCGGGUGUUGGUGGUUCACUGUUCGGGGUUAUGUCCGACCUGCAGACGAUAUGGGAGCACGUGCUUCACACACGGCUGCACAUCAAACCGAGCGAAAUGAGACAGUACCGGGCGGUGCUCGUUAUACCGGACAUUUACAACCGUGCGCACCUGCGAGAGUUCGUAACGCUGCUGCUGAAUCAGAUCGGGUUCGGGUGCUGCUUCUUGGUGCAGGAUCACGUAGCGGCCACAUUCGGUGCUGGGCUCGGGUACGCAUGUGUCGUCGACGUUGGCGAUGAGAAAACAUCCGUCUCGUGCGUGGAGGACGGCAUAUCGCAUCCAAACACUCGGGUACGCUUCGACUAUGGUGGUGCGGACGUAACGCAGGUGUUUUACUGGUUGCUACAGAAGUGUGCCUUCCCGUACCGAGAGUGUAGCGAACAAACGCCACUGGAUGGUAUACUGUUGCGCCGGCUCAAGGAAGACUUUGGGCACGUAAAUUUGGACGUGUGUGGUUCGGUAGAAAAAUCGUUCUCCGUGCAGCAUCCGGGUAUGGCGAAGCGAAACUACACGCUUCAAGUAGGCGAUGAAGCGAUGGUUGCUCCGCUAAGUAUCUUUUUCACCGAGCUGCUGGCGAUUACCGGUGCGAAUCGAACGGCGCCGAAAACACAAAAAGGAUGCUCAUCACAGCCACACCCGGAAGAUUGUUUUGAUGCAGAAUAUAUAAGAGAAACUGGACGACGCAAUAAGGACAACUUGGAACAAUCUGCGAUCGAUAGCGGGGCCCUACCAAACACGGAAGCACCCGAUGAAGAUCUCGUGGUGGAUGGAUUGGAGCAGGAGCGUGAGCGUGAGACCAAGUCGAACGAUCGAGAUUAUCUGCUGCCCGGUGGACAGUUGGUCGGGUUGGAUCAGGCCGUCAUCCAAAGCAUCGAGCGUUGUUCAACUGACGAGCUGAAACGGAAGAUGUACGGUUGCAUUCUAAUCGUUGGCGGUGGGAUCAAGUUUCCCGGCAUUGGCAGUUGGCUGCAGAACCAGGUGGCAAGCAAAAUCCCUCCCGUCUACCGGACGGAGCAGAGCAUCGUGUCGAGCCCGAAGGAUAUGGAUCCGGAAAUUACCAGCUGGAAGGGUGCUGCGGUAAUGUCGUGCCUGGAGAGUGUGGUCGAGCUGUGGUUGACGGAACCGGAAUGGACACGGUAUGGGUUGCGCAUUUUGCGUGAAAAGGCUGUCUUUAUGUGGUAGCUGGUCGGAGGGCAGUUUGUCGAAUAAAGUUCUGUCUUUUGGUUUUAUGAAUGAUGA